CAAGGGAACCUAAAAUAAGUCAUGGGGAGAGCUCAGUGGAUUUAAUAUAAAUAACAAAAAUUGUAAUGGAGAAAAUAUUGGGACUUAAGCUUUCAAUAGCUUAAUCUCCAGGACCUGAUGGUUUCUACACCAGGCUUUAACAUAGUAUGGAGGUUUUAGUGGACAUAUGACUGGCAUGGCAGGGCCUGGUGGGCCGAUGCAUGCUGCUCCAGGCGCAUAUCAGACUUACUCUGCAUACUCUGGCUAUCCUGCUGCUUCAGUUGACCCAAUGUGGAGUUACUUCACUGCAAUCGCUGGACAAGACGGUGAGGUGGAUGCUGAAGAAUUGCAGCGAUGCUUAACUCAGUCGGGGAUACACGGCACCUACAAACCUUUUAGUUUGGAGACCUGCAGAAUCAUGAUAGCCAUGUUGGAUAGAGAUAUGACUGGGAAAAUGGGAUUUAAUGAAUUUAAAGAACUAUGGGCAGCACUUAAUGGAUGGAAACAGAACUUCAUGAUGUAUGAUCAGGACAGAAGUGGGACUGUAGAACCUCUUGAACUCGGCCAGGCUAUCACAUCAAUGGGAUACAGAUUGAGUGCUCAAGUUAUAAAUGGCAUCAUUAAGCGCUACUGCAGAGAUGGGAAGACUUACUUUGAUGACUAUGUUGCCUGCUGCGUAAAGUUGCGUGCAAUCACAGAUGCUUUCAGACGAAGGGACAGUCUGCAACAAGGCUAUGUGAACUUCACUUACGAUGAUUUUAUCCAGUGCACCAUGUCCAUUUGAACACACAAUUGCAUCCAUUAUGCAAAGAUCUGUUGUGGAUUAACACCAGUGAUUUAUAUUGCUGAGAAGAUAAACUAAGCCUACUUACACUGCAUAAAUGUCUAGUGGUUUUGUAUAUUUUUUUUCUUUUUUAUUGUGUAAAAUAAAAAAGGAAAUUGGAUUUUAUGAUGUGUACACUUUGUUAUGCUCUCACUUGCCAAAUUACAUAUUUCUUUAAUAGCUUGCAAAAUAUUACUUUACACGUUGGUGGUUUUGUGAUUGUGCCUCUUGGAAAUUUUGCAUAGUUUAAUUACAAACGUUUAGGUUUUGGGCCUAUUGUAAUGUAUGAUGUAAUCAAGCUAAUGUGAAUAAUUUUCUUUUGUGAACCAAACGUUACUUUGCAUUUAACUAGUAUUUCCAUUUGCGAUUUUUAAAAAAGUUAUAUAUUUUUCACAUUUUCAUACUGUUUUAUCAUGUAAUAAAAGACUUUACUUUCUUGUUAAUGCUGGAUUCCCAGUUGGCAAUGCAAUACAAUAAAAAAUAGUGGCAAAGGUUUUUA
Amblyraja radiata (thorny skate) is the source of this 1301-nucleotide messenger RNA. RefSeq names its product grancalcin. The transcript has 8 exons. The record is from RefSeq and is a predicted model, not a curated record. NCBI's taxonomy places the organism in Eukaryota, Metazoa, Chordata, Chondrichthyes, Rajiformes, Rajidae. Bases 167 to 763 code for a protein of 198 amino acids. Gene Ontology annotation, molecular function: calcium ion binding.